AUGUUCUGCAAGAAGCUUCACAUCAAUCCAGAUAUAUUUGAUGACAUCCUAGAUCAAAUUUCUGGGCAUGCCAUUUUCACCAAUUGUUCAAACAAUGUGCAGCUCCCCAUUGUGGUCCAACUCACAAUAUUUCUUAAUCGUGUUGGCCACUAUGGUAACACUGUAUCUCCGGAAGAUGUGGCUCAGUGGGCUGGUGUUAGUGUUGGCUCGGUAAUUAAUUGCAGCAAUUGUGUCAUGGUCGCCAUUCUUGAUCUCCAUGAUAUGUUUAUUACCUUCCCCACUCUUGACUCUGAUGAUGCAGAGCAUGCAUGCAAAUUUGUUGAGGCAAAAUCAUGUCUUGAGUGGAGAAAUGGAAUCUUUGCAGUCGAUGGCCCCAUAAUUAAUCUAUAUGAAAAGCCCGGUCUUUAUGGUGAAGCAUUUUAUGAUAGGAAAUCAAAUUAUUCUCUCAAUUGUCAGGUAUCUUUUCCUCUUAUUUUAAUAGUAUGA
Suillus bovinus is the source of this 486-nucleotide messenger RNA. RefSeq lists its product as uncharacterized. Lineage: Eukaryota; Fungi; Basidiomycota; Agaricomycetes; Boletales; Suillaceae. The transcript has a single exon. Bases 1 to 486 code for a protein of 161 amino acids. The record is from RefSeq and is a predicted model, not a curated record.